ACAUGAUACAUGAUACAUGAUACAUGAUACAUGAUACAUGAUACAUGAUACAGGAUACAUGAUUUUUGAUGAAUGAUACAUUGAGUUGGUCAUUCGCCGUGGGAAUUGGGUUAUUGAAAUCAAAUAUAUUUUCACUGAUAUCAUUCAAAACCGGCAUGACACACACAUACUCAAGGAAAAUAUUAUAAAAAUUCAUUCAUUCCUUCUAUCCGAAUAAAUUUAAUGUUGAUCGUAAAGCUGGGUUCAACAUUUUCAGGAAUUUCGAAAAAGAUUUAAUUUACGCUGAUUCUUUACUUCACUUUAUAAACCUUAUGAAGAAUGGUUCACUUGGCAGGACUAUGCUCUUAUGUUGGUUUUCAGUAGGCUUUUGUGUUCAAAUGCAAGAUUUAUGACGAUGCGGAUUGAAGACAGCAAAAAAUAUUUAUUAAUAUUAAAAAUGUUUCUUCUGGUGACAUUGUCAUUGUCAUUGGUUAUGUUCGUUAGAAUUGACGUUUCGAAUAAAAAUUAAGGUGAUGUGAUGUCCAUCCCCUACAAUCGGUAUAGAUUCUGCAAAAUAUUCAGGGUGUGAUACAGCAGUUGAGUUGAAACGCAAUAAUGAAUGAUAGACUUAUUGGAUCUCGUCAGCUGAUAAAAGUCCAUUGGUUAUAGAAUCCGCCCUCAAGAGCCUCAAAUAAUUGAACGUUAUUUCAAUUUGAUCCACUCGAUAAGAUUUUCGUUAGUUCAAGUAACUCCAUCAACAAAACUGGUAACAAAAGUAAUCAUCUCCACCAUACAUCUUAUAUGGGAAAACCCUUCUGCUCAGAGUAUUGGCUCUCGAAAACAGUUUAAGCAUUCGCUCAAAUUUUGACAUCGCUAGAAAAGAAGUAUAAAUAUACUAGCUGACCCGUCGAACUUCGUCUCGCCUAAAAUUAUUUUUUGUAAUUUAUAUUUUCGGACGGCAGAGUGGUCAAACGUCUAAUGUCGUUGACGUUUCUCUCCAUUAUGUGGCUGACUACUUGGUCUACAAUGAACGAUUGUAACGAAUUCAGAGACGACAUAUUAUUUUCCACACAAAUUGUCAUCUUCGAAUGCAUUAAACAUAGAUAGCAGAACUCUUUCCAACUCAUGGUGUCGACAUAUUAGAAUAACAAUGGUCCUGAGAUGAUUAAAAUUUAUUGGCAUAUCCUUGAAGAUUAUCGGAAGGAUUUUUUUGAGAUUGUUUGUCCAAAAAAUGCUCCUUCGCUAAUCUGAUUAUUCUACAUAAUCAUGUUUGAUGAAUGUUCAUAGCAUUGCCAUUACAGGGUCAAUCUUUGAAUCCUAAAUUUAGCGAUAAAUUCUACAUUCAAUAGUUUAAACGAAAAUUUUAUCCAUGUAGUGUCCUUUAAGUUGUACAUGAACACUGAAGCCGUCAAAUAAUCAUAGUCAUAUCAUUAGUUGAGUCAAGACAUCGUUUUGCUGAGUACUCCGUCUAAAAUUAGGGAAUAAGUUAACAUCUGAUAAUCAAUAUCAUACAAAAUUGAAGGAAAAAUGUGCAAUACUUCUGUUAUAGCGAAGCGAAUAUGUGAAAUAAAUAUACCAGUUGUCGUCCUUUUGUUUAGCUAAUAUGUAUUUGUUCGAGUAACCCAAAGUUCGGAAAGAGGGAAUGAUUUUGUCUUAAGCAACUUUCAAAGUAAAUGAAUAGUAUCCUAAGCCACCCGUUUUCAAGUCAGAAUCCAAACGCAACUGAACGAACUAUAGCUCGGUGCAGCUGACAAAAAUAGCUCAAAACUUGUUCUGUACCUUCAAGUUGCCAGAAACUCCUCGUCUACUUUGAAGCAACAAAAAAGUGAUUAUUUUCAUAUAAUGUGAAACUUUUGAUUUCUGAAACUUUUGAUUGCUUGGGGAAACUCCGCUAUAAUUUUAAUUUUAUCUUUAUCUUACCAAUUUGAAAAUACUUCACAAAAAUAAGCAACUUAAAAUCAAAUAUUUAUGCUAAUCAUCAUCUACCGAUUGGCAUUUAAUUGCCAUUUGUUAUGUGCGCUUAUCUACAUGAUUUGUAAAUAAAUGCUAGGAACAUCUCUUUGUUUGUCCUCAUUGUUUCAACAGCGGAAUCGUAUCAUUGAUUGUUUUUUUGUAAUUUCAUUUUUUAACUCACGCCCACGAAGACCAAUAUUAUUCAUCUAACUGAUUACAUGGCAUACAUUGCAUCUAGUAAACGAAAUCAGAACUUUUGCUCCUGCUUACGGUAUGGCUUGAAUAGUAUAUCGAAAUAGCUAGAACAGUAAUAUGCAUUCCACCAAGUCAUUUUGCAAACAAUUAUUUUUAUACCCAAUUAAACACGUGGCUCGAAAUAACAAAUCAUAUACAUCAAGUAUACCUGUGAAUUCUCCACACGAAACAUCUCGUUGCCCGCCAAACAAUUUUUUUAACGAUCUAGUAUUCCUAUCUUCGACGGCCAAACACUGGUGCAACUCGUUAUGCGCCAAACACCUAUCGAUGAUCUAGCAAUCAUUGACGACUUUUUCUGUGGAAAAUUCCAUUGUCCAUACAAAACAACUUUAUGGAUUUUUCCCACUUUUCCGGCAAGUUUUCCUAAUUUUUUUGAUGUACGAACCUGGUGGGGGUAAAAACAGAUCAAACAAAAAAAAAAUCAUCUCAAUCCGUCCAUCCGUUCUUACGUGAUGCGAUUACAAAGAAUGAUCUCUGCAUUUUUAUAUAUAUAGAUUUUCACAUUCCAUUGUUCAACUCAAUUAUUUGAUUGUAGAUCGAGUAAUCAGGAUGGAAUGAAUGUUGGUACGAUUCCCCUCAAUACUCUCCUAAAGUACGACUUGGAACAACUGUAAUAAAUGAAAAACAUUCCCAGAAGUUAGAACAAUGGUAUUGGAAAAGUAUCUGAAUGCUUGCUGAUGUGAAUUAUAAUGUGCCAAACAAUGUAACGGUUUUAUGUGCACCAACACCAAAAUAUUGGUUCCAUUACCAAAACAUAUAACUGAGUCACCUGUAUGAAUUAUGAUAUACACAAAGGGUUCAUGCACACAAAAUAAAAAUCGUAACAAACGAAAGCUAAUAAAAAGAAGCUGUUAUUUUUCCAAUGGACAAACAAAGGGUUAGGAAAUAGGCUGAAACAUUUUUAUUUUCUUUUGGGCGGUGAAACAACGCCAUAAAGCACAACGGCAAAAACUAAUAUAAGUCUAUUUCCCAUCUAAGGCAUCUUUUAGUCUCGCGACGAACUUUGGUACGCUGCGUGCUUUGAAACGGUUCAGAAAAUUUGGUUUGCAAUUUUCCGGCACGUGCUGCGGUGGAAGUUUGAGUCAAAAUGUUUUCACCUUUAUUUCGCUUAGUCAGUUUAAUCGCGAUUCUGACAUUUCAAACAGCUAACUUUUGUCACGGGUCAAGAAUUUUGGCGAUAUUUCCUGCUCCAGAAACAAGCCACCAGAUUGUUUUCCGGGCGUUUAUCAAAGGACUGCUAGAAAGAGGUCAUCACGUGACAAUGAUGACCCCGAUCCCGUUCGAAACGGACAAUCCGAACAUCACGCAAAUUAACUGGAGCUACGCACAUAGAAUAGCCCACGAAGUCGGAGACGUGGCCGUAAUGAGGCAAGAUGGUAACACUGCAAUGGACAUUGUCUCAAAGAUGCUAGUGGUUGCCAGAAAGAUUAUCGAAGCUGAACUCGCCCAUCCAGAAGUGCAAGAGUUGAUAAGGAAUGCAAGUGAAAAGCAGUUCGAUGUGUUACUGAUGGAAUAUUAUCAGAUGACACCGUUUCACGCGUUCGCCGAGUUAUUCAAUGUACCCAUGAUUGGAAUCACUUCCGUGGAAUCGAUUUCGUUGGCACAUCAGGCGGUGGGAAACGUGAUGAAUGUGGUUACGCAUCCAGAUUUCAACCAUAAAUUCUCGACCAAUCUGAACUUUUUCCAACGGCUUCAGGCAGUCGUUGCCAAAAUAUUCAUCGACAAUAUUUUGAUCCCGCUUGAGUUUGCCAAAUACGACAAAAUCAUUGAACAGAACUUUGGCAGUAACAUGACCAAAUCGAAGGAGCUGAUGAAUCGCGUCGACUUCCUGAUGACAAAUACCGAACCGGCGUUGGGUUUUAUCCGGCCCAUUAUACCUCAGGCAAUUCAACUGGGCUUCCUGCAUAUCGUACCUCCAAAGCCACUGCCAACGGAUCUUCAGAAAUAUUUGGAUAAGUCCCAGCAUGGAGUGAUCUACUUUAGCCUGGGAACACUGGUCCGGUGCAGUUCACUCUAUCCUGAAAAUUUGAAGAUUUUUGUCGAUGCAUUCAAUUCGUUGAAGUAUGACGUCCUUUGGAAGUGUGACCGGGAGUUGGAGUUCAAUGACACUAGUAACAUUCGGAUGGCUCAAUGGUUGCCCCAGCAGGAUUUACUCGCCCAUCCGAACGUGAAAUUGUUCGUUACUCAGGGCGGCCAGCAAUCGAUGGAGGAAGCGGUAGAUCGGCACGUACCGAUGGUGGUCAUUCCGUUCAACUUCGACCAGUUUGGCAACGCAGACAAGGUGGUCGAACGUGGGAUCGGUCAGAAGAUCUGGAUGGAACACUUGACGACCGAUGGACUGCGGGAGGCGAUUCUCGAGGUCAUCGGAAAUAAGAAAUACAAACGCAACAUCGAACGGCUCGGCAAACUCGUACGGGACCAACCGAUGCGCCCGGUCGAGAAGGCAGUCUGGUGGACCGAGUACGUGAUUCGGCAUCAAGGUGCAUCCCAUUACCGUUACAAAGCCGCCCAGAUGCCGGCCUGGCAGUACCACUACUACGAUGUGAUGGCCACGCUACUGGUGGCGGCCUUGACGGUACUGGCAGCCGUCGUUUAUUCCGUUCGGUGGCUUUUCAGCUAUUGCUUUGGCCAGUGGUAUGCGGUGCAGGCGAAGGAGAAAACCCUCUAGAGAUUCAAGUGUACUUGGCACACGAGGAGUGAACAUUCGUGAUGCUGCCGAGCACGGGAUUGGUGAAUGCGAUGCUAUGAAUGAACAAUUAUAUUUGCCUAUGAAGUUGUGUGAGAGCCCAUUCAAUUGCCAACACUGGAUAUACUAUCCAAAUGACUGUCAAUUUCUAUUGAAACACUAUUUGUCGAAUGAUUACCAAACACAUUGAAAAAAAAAAUAUGGCAAUCGUUUAACCUUGAAGCAGAGAGAGAGAGAGAGAGUUGGUGGUUCAAGGGGUUAUAAGUGGAUGGACAAAAUUUGUGUGGUUUGUGGUUUAAGAUUUUCGUUUCAAUUUCAUGUAAGCAAGUAACAACUCGACUGAGGAGAGUACAAGGAGUUUACGGCCGAAUAGCGAUUCGAAUCAUCGAAUCAUUGCUUAAUUGUCGCUACAGUUUUGAUGUGGCUGUUAGAUGUAAGACUAGUUUUAAUUUGUUCGAUAAAUAACUGUUACCAGCA
Malaya genurostris is the source of this 5350-nucleotide messenger RNA. Its product is annotated as UDP-glucosyltransferase 2-like. Gene Ontology annotation, molecular function: UDP-glycosyltransferase activity. The record is from RefSeq and is a predicted model, not a curated record. The transcript is spliced from 3 exons. Bases 3275 to 4855 code for a protein of 526 amino acids. NCBI's taxonomy places the organism in Eukaryota, Metazoa, Arthropoda, Insecta, Diptera, Culicidae.